Molecule: messenger RNA, 303 nt
Organism: Metarhizium brunneum ARSEF 3297
Lineage: Eukaryota; Fungi; Ascomycota; Sordariomycetes; Hypocreales; Clavicipitaceae
Gene: ARO2
Product: Chorismate synthase
Biological process (GO): chorismate biosynthetic process; aromatic amino acid biosynthetic process
Cellular component (GO): cytosol
Molecular function (GO): FMN binding; chorismate synthase activity
Source: RefSeq, a predicted model, not a curated record
AUGUCCGCUUUUUCUUCCUCCAAUUCUCCUCACCAUCCCACGAGACAAACCUCAACAGCAUCAAUCGCCCAGCAUGUCCACCUUCGGACACUACUUCCGGUUACAACCGCUGGCGAGUCCCACGGCAAAUCCGUCUCUUGCAUCGUCGACAACUGCCCACCGGGCCUUGCCCUCGUCGAAGACGACAUCCAGCCUCAGCUAAACCGCCGGCGACCAGGCCAAUCGGCCAUCACCACGCCGCGUAAUGGAAAGGACAGAGUCACCAUCCACUCCGGCACAGAAUUUGGCCGCUCGGCACCUUGA